Molecule: messenger RNA, 750 nt
Organism: Rhizopus microsporus ATCC 52813
Lineage: Eukaryota; Fungi; Mucoromycota; Mucoromycetes; Mucorales; Rhizopodaceae
Product: proteasome component Y13
Exons: 4
Coding region: 1-750 (249 amino acids)
Biological process (GO): ubiquitin-dependent protein catabolic process
Cellular component (GO): proteasome core complex; proteasome core complex, alpha-subunit complex; cytosol
Source: RefSeq, a predicted model, not a curated record
AUGGCUAGAAGAUACGAUUCAAGAACUACCAUCUUUUCGCCUGAAGGUCGUUUAUAUCAGGUUGAAUAUGCCAUGGAGGCUAUUUCUCAAGCCGGUAUCGCACUUGGUAUUCUCGCCAAGGACGGUAUUGUUAUUGCAGCUGAAAAAAAAGUUACUUCUAAACUCUUGGAAAAUGACAUAUCUUCAGAGAAAAUCUAUAAAUUAAACGACAACAUCAUUUGUGGUGUUGCAGGUAUUACAGCUGAUGCCAACAUUUUGAUCAACUGGACAAGAGCUAGUGCACAACGCUAUUUGUUUGCUUAUAACGAAGAAAUCCCAGUUGAACAAUUAGUUCAAAAUGUAUGUGAUCUAAAGCAAGGUUAUACCCAAUAUGGUGGUCUGCGUCCAUUUGGUGUUUCAUUUAUCUUUGCUGGUUAUGAUGAACAUCAUGGCUUCCAGCUUUAUCAUUCUGACCCUUCUGGUAACUAUGGUGGCUGGAAAGCAACUUGUAUCGGUGCGAACAAUGCUACAGCACAAAGUAUCUUAAAGCAGGAUCACAAGGAUGAUAUGACAUUAGAAGAAGCAAAGGCACUAGCUAUCAAGGUCUUGAGCAAAACAAUGGAUAGUACUACAUUAACAAGUGAAAAGCUGGAAUUUGCUACGAUUCAACUUAAAAAUGACAAGGUUCAUUAUGAACUUUAUAAACCUGAUCAAAUCAAUAGCUUGUUAAAAGAGCAAAAUGUUGGUGGCAAUACCGAAUCAAAUGAAUAA